Molecule: messenger RNA, 1038 nt
Organism: Halteromyces radiatus
Lineage: Eukaryota; Fungi; Mucoromycota; Mucoromycetes; Mucorales; Cunninghamellaceae
Product: periplasmic binding protein-like I
Exons: 4
Coding region: 1-1038 (345 amino acids)
Biological process (GO): G protein-coupled receptor signaling pathway
Cellular component (GO): G protein-coupled receptor heterodimeric complex; membrane
Molecular function (GO): G protein-coupled GABA receptor activity
Source: RefSeq, a predicted model, not a curated record
AUGGCCGUGAAUGAAAUCAAUGCAGCUCAAGUGAUUCCAGGUGCUUAUAUUACUUUGAUUGAAAAGGAUUCCUAUCCAGAUGCUUCUUUGGGUCAAGCCGCCGUUACUAACGCUGUCUAUGCAUUAGUCACAUUACUUCAACAAGGUGUUAUUGGUGUUAUUGGUGAUGUUACAAGUUCAUGGACUGCUUUAAGUGCUUUGAUGACAAGUGCUUUGGAAUUACCUCAAUGCUCCUUCACUGCCUCUUCUGUUUCGUUUUCCGACAAGGGUCAAUUUAAAUACUUUUUUCGUACUAUACCAACUGAUGUGGUGAUGAUCGAUGCUAUGUUACGUUUUGUAGUAUAUCAAGGAUGGACAAAAAUAGGCGUCAUUUAUUCAGAUGAUUCUCUUGGUCAACAAUUAUAUCAACGUGUGAUCCAACAAACUGAAGUUAUGAAUAUUCAAUUGAUCAAUUAUCAAUCUUUUCCAUCCACCACUUCUACUCCAACAUCUGAUGAAAUGAAAACAAGUUUAGAUUCAUUGUCCAAUAAUGGUGCGCGUGUUAUUCUUCUUGCCGCUACUGGUCAAAUUCAAUCUGAUCUAUUGGUACAGGCCGCUGUAGCUGGUUAUCUGUCUUCUGAAUAUACUUGGCUCCUUGUAGAUGAUGAUGCUACCUCUUACCUUCAAGAAACCAUUGAUACGUACAACAAUAAUACACAUUCAACCAAUAAUACACGUCAACUUUCCUUGAAAUCAGAUUUCAAUGGGCUCAUCUACUUUACCAACUGGCUCACAUUGAAUGGAUAUCCUCCUUAUGACAAAUUUUUAUCAAGUUGGUCACAUCUCGAUUCGAAUGUACUUGCGUAUUCAUGUCUCAUGAUGAUGGCUAAUGGAUUUCAAAACAUAUUAAGACCGUCAACAAAUCAUACUGAUGGAUUACUUCAGCUGGCUUCUGGUAAUCUUGGUGAUUUCUUGACUCCUCAAGCUUUCAAUACUGGAUAUGUUGGACCUGAUGGACCUAUGCAACUGGAUGCAAAUGGUGAUAUGAUGGCUGGGUAA